This is a messenger RNA of Phascolarctos cinereus (koala), 4801 nucleotides long. It is a transcript of the gene KBTBD8, whose product is annotated as kelch repeat and BTB domain containing 8. The record is from RefSeq and is a predicted model, not a curated record. Gene Ontology annotation, molecular function: protein binding. NCBI's taxonomy places the organism in Eukaryota, Metazoa, Chordata, Mammalia, Diprotodontia, Phascolarctidae.
GCGAAAUGACAUUUCCUCUCUUCGCCUCACUCCGCUCGAGCCGGGGCCCCUCCGAGACAUGGCCGCGACGGGAGAUGCGAGUAAGUGUCCGCCGCAGGCGCCGAACGGCACCCCGCCCGCGCCCCCCGUGGCCGGGCCGGGGCCCGUGGACGCCGCCCACGCGUGCAGCAUCCUCCAGCAGCUCAAGACCAUGUACGACGAGGGCCAGCUGACCGACAUCGUCGUGGAGGUGGACCACGGGAAGACCUUCUCGUGCCAUCGCAACGUGCUGGCGGCCAUCAGCCCCUACUUCAGAUCAAUGUUCACUAGCGGCCUUACCGAGAGUACGCAGAAAGAAGUGCGUAUAGUCGGCGUUGAAGCCGAGUCAAUGAAUUUAGUAUUGAACUAUGCAUAUACCUCCAGAGUCGUACUCACCGAGGCCAAUGUCCAAGCUUUGUUCACUGCAGCAAGCAUCUUCCAGAUCCCUUCCAUACAGGACCAGUGUGCUAAUUAUAUGAUAAGUCAUUUGGAUCCACAAAACUCUAUUGGAGUUUUUAUUUUUGCUGAUCACUAUGGUCAUCAGGAGCUAAAAGACCGAUCGCAGGAGUACAUUCGUAAAAAGUUUCUCUGUGUCACCAAAGAACAAGAGUUUCUCCACCUGAGGAAAGAUCAGCUCAUCAGUAUACUAGACAGUGAUGACUUAAAUGUCGACAAAGAGGAACAUGUCUACGACAGCAUCAUCAGGUGGUUUGAACACGAACGCGAGGGAAGAGAAGCGCACCUUCCAGAGAUAUUUGCCAAGUGCAUCCGUGUGCCUCUGAUGGAAGACACCUUUGUUGAGAAAAUUCCUCCCAUGUUUGCCGAGGCCAUCGUCCAGAAGGGGCCAGGUAGCGCCAAUGGCUACACACAGAGGCUUGGGAUGACUGCAUCAGAAAUGAUCAUAUGUUUUGAUGCUGCCCACAAACACUCAGGAAAGAAGCAAACAGUGCCUUGUCUCGAUAUAGUCACAGGGAGAGUGUUCAAACUAUGCAAACCACCAAAUGACCUGAGAGAGGUGGGAAUUCUUGUGUCCCCAGAUAAUGACAUUUACAUUGCGGGAGGCUACAGGCCAAGCAGCAGUGAAGUCUCCAUCGACCACAAGGCAGAGAGUGAUUUCUGGAUGUAUGAUCAUGCUACAAAUAGAUGGCUACCCAAAGCUCCUUUACUUCGAGCCAGAAUAGGCUGUAAACUGGCUUAUUGCUGUGGGAAACUCUAUGCAAUAGGUGGGCGAGUUUAUGAAGGUGAUGGGAGAAACCCCCUAAAAUCCGUGGAGUGUUAUGACAGCAGAGAUAACUGUUGGACAGCUGUCAGCCCAAUGCCUGUAGCAAUGGAGUUCCACAGUGCCGUCGAGUACAAAGAAAACAUCUAUGUUCUACAGGGAGAAUCUUUCCUCUGCUAUGAUCCUCAGAAAGACUACUGGGGCUUUUUAACACCUAUGACUGUGCCUAGAACCCAGGGCUUAGCAGCUGUAUAUAAUGACUCUAUCUAUUACAUAGCUGGAACCUGUGGAAAUCAUCAGCGUAUGUUUACCGUGGAGGCCUAUGAUAUUGAGCUAAACAAAUGGACUUGCAAGAAAGAUUUCCCAUGUGAUCAGUCUAUAAAUCCAUACCUGAAACUUGUACUUCUCAAUAAUAAGCUCCACUUGUUUGUUCGAGCAACCCAAGUGACCGUGGAAGAGCAUGUCUUCAGGACCAGCAGAAAAAAUUCACUUUACCAGUAUGAUGAGGGCACUGACCAGUGGAAGAAGGUGUACGAGACCCCAGAUCGCCUCUGGGACCUUGGUCGUCAUUUUGAAUGUGCCGUUGCUAAACUGUAUCCACAAUGUCUUCAGAAAGUACUUUAAUGGGAAACAGGCCUUAGGAUUUGAGUAGUAACUGAUAACUUGAGGUGACAUGUCUUAUGAUAAAACGAAGACAUUCUGUUAGUAUUUAAUGGAAGCUGAAAGAGUUGUGUUCAUGGGGAUGGGUGCUUUUAAAGAUUGCAGUGUGGGGAGGGAUUUGCUCUCAUACUUGGGAUGUUUUCAGUUCAGCAAGGGGAUGGUGACAAAGUGCAAUUAUCAGCAUUUUUCUGAUAUAAAUUUAAUCAUGUCAUUCUAGAGGGUUUCUGUGAUUAAAAACAACUAAGAUGUCAGAAGAACCAAGACAACUAUGCACUGCUGCAAAAGCUUGGGUAGCAUUACUGGAUGUGGGUGUCCAAUCUGCUUCGAAGUGACUUCUUUUAAAUACGGGUAAAAUUUGAGGCAAUAUCACUAGGUCUUUACUUUAGCUGUGAUUUAACUAACAUAGAGGAACACUCCAUUAGGUCCUGAUUCUUAAUAUUUAUACAUUUUUAUGUAUGCUAUUUCAAGUAUACUGAGGUGUUUGUUAUAUGUUCAGCUGUUACAAUAAGUUUUGAGAAAAUAUUAAUCUCAGAAAAAAAAAGCUGUUUUGGGUAAUUGACAUUUCCUAUGUGGAAUUUAAGUCAACUUAAUGAUAUAAGUUAGCGAUUUUCUGGCAGCAAAAUGUUUUUAAGUGCUAACACUUGUCUUGUUUGGGGGAGACAAAGAUAAUAAUCUGGUAAAGGGCUUUUAAACCCAAAGGCGGCUGGUGCUAGUAUACUUCCAUUUUCGUGUGGCCAGGUAAUGUUACCUGGCCUGACUGUGCUUGUCUUUCAAAGUGGUCUGCUGGUUUUAUGGCCAGAAUAUAUCAUCUGUAGACCUCUUGAUUUGAGUGGGAUUCUGCAUUUAAAAUGAUAGCAGAAUACGGCCAUUUGUUGAUUUGAAUUUCUCUCAUUCUUAUUUUCGGAAAAUUGAGAGCUUUAUAGUUUUUGUUUUUGUCUUUUUUGCGUGAAUUUGGUUCCAAAACUACUUAGUAGAUCUGACAUUUGGCUUGUCCUUAUUCCUCCAUUUCAAUUCAUCCUAACAUCGAAAAAAUGUUGUGUCUGUUCUCCACAGAAGAUAAUGUGAGAAUUGGCCUUAUUUUUGAUAGUUUUUUUUUAAAGAAAGAGACAUAGUGAACUUAAAAAUUUUUAACUUGAGUUUUUUCUUUUUUCUGUUUUUAUAUAUUUAACAUCAAAUUUAUGAAAACUAGAUCCUUUUCCUAGGGUUAGCCUCUGCUUGGUUGAAGGGGCUUGAAAAGGAGGAAAAAAAAGUGAAGAGUUUGAUAUCUAAUUUUUUUAAAUCAGUCAUAACAUAAUUGCAUCUUUAGAUUCCAAGUGUCAUUCUUUAUAUUUGACAAAUUUCUAGCACUAAUCUAAGUACGUUCAAGUGAAGAAGAACAAUUCAUUUGUAAUAUUUAAAUAAGGCAGAUAUUUGGAUCAGUAACUUAUUUUUUAUAGUCUUUAGACAAGUUGACCAUAGCAGUUAAGCAUAAUCCAGAAUCUGUCCUUAUCACAUGAGCAAUUUUUAUCUUUAAAGAAAGCAAACUGACAUAGUUCUUAUUUAAAUAUUGCACAAAUUUUAAUGUGAUACUGUGAAACAAAAAAUUUUUUAGCAUUGCCUCCUUGCAUCACAUACCUCAUUUUCCAGAAACUUACCAAACUGCUUCUUGGAGAGAUGUAUAAGUAAUGGGAGUUUUCCGAAGCAGAUUUUAAGGUUGAUGGCAUUUAUAGAGUUACAUUUUAGAGUGGAGUCCUAGAAAGCAAGACAUGUGCUUUCUUGGUGUUUGUUACAAUGCUGUUUUGUUGCAAUUUUUUUUUGAAGUACAAGUCAGUCAAUUAAAAUGUUCAUUUCCCAUCCCUCCUCCCCAGUUUUUCUUAUUCUUUGUGUAAAAUGUAUAGUUUUGCAUAGGGCUCUAUCUGCAAGCUUUUUGAAGCACCCUUCCUUACAGUGUUGCAUUAGUCUAUACAAACUGUCCUUGCAAAAAGUGUUAGUUUUUUGUUUUAAAGGCUUGGUUGACUAUUUAGAUUUCCUGCUGCUUUUUGACAAUCGGUAUUUAUUUAGUGGAACAAAAUUUUCAGCAUAUUACUUGAAAACAUGACCUAGAACAUUUGAUUUAGCAAUUGACUGAUCAUAUGAUUGUAUAGGAGUACAACAUGCUGUAGUUAACCCUACAGUAAGUUAAUUUUGUUGAUCUGCACUAAAAUACAACUUCUGUUGUUGUUGUUUUUGUUUUAUCCAUUUAUGCUGAGGGUACGAUCUGAGAUGAUAGCGUAUUCAAAAGCUAAAGCCUGCAACUUGCCAUGGAAAUGAAACCUGUUGAAUUGUAGGUGUGCAUAAUUCUUGUCUAAACAAUAAUCUAGCUGGGACCUUUUGCCACUUUUAAAAGCUUUCAAAAGAAGGCCUUAAAGUUGGAUUGGUGAUGGUUUUUGCUCUCUAGUUAGAUUUUUCAGGUAAAUUUUCAUAGUGUGGGGAGAAAAUUGGUAAAAGGUACCAUAAGCACUAUAGAAUUACAAGUUAGGGUUGUGUUGAAAGAUUAUUUAUACAGCAUCUUCCGAUAUAUUUAGAAAAUGUGAACUAAGACUUUACAGGAAAGUGAAGUUGAAAUCUGUUUUCCAUCUUCAUUUGUUAUGGUACACAGCUGACGUUAGAUUUAAGUCUCAAACUGAUUGCAGUGGUGCAUGAGACUAGGUGGAUGUGGUCUGUAAGGCAUCAAAUUCACUGUUUUAAGGCAGUUUAAAAUGGCGUUCAAUGUUCAGUGCUCAGGUAUGUAGUAAGAAGUACUGUAGUCCGGGGUGGGGGGUUGGGGCGGGAGCGGGGUGGGGGAAACGUGUGGAAUUUUUAAACAUUUUGCCAUAAUUGCACAAUUUUGCAUUUUUACUUGAUGUCAUUUAAGUUUCUUAUAAUAAAACCUAUUCUUGUUGAAAA